Messenger RNA from Ylistrum balloti, 594 nucleotides. Its product is annotated as beta-1,3-galactosyltransferase 4-like. Gene Ontology annotation, cellular component: membrane. The transcript is spliced from 3 exons. Gene Ontology annotation, molecular function: hexosyltransferase activity. The coding region runs from base 1 to 594 and encodes 197 amino acids. Lineage: Eukaryota; Metazoa; Mollusca; Bivalvia; Pectinida; Pectinidae. The record is from RefSeq and is a predicted model, not a curated record.
AUGACGGGAAGAUUGGCUGAGUUGUCUUAUAUUCGUGCGAGAGAAGAUCUCCUACAGAGCUUUGAUUUCACUAAAAAGCAUAAAAGUCCAUUUGAAAAUGCGUCAUAUCCGACGAAAGGAGAUAUGCGUGUUAUCUUACAACGACACAAGGAAGGGAAAACGACAGACGAGGAAAAAAUAAAUAAGAGAAGAAAUGUCAUUCGGAAUACUUGGACUAACAACACCUUCAUCAACGGGUACACAGUUAAGAGAAUAUUUAUCUUUGGUCAAGGUAACGAUAGCAACGAUGUUAAUGCAGCAUUGAAAUCCGAAGCUGCCUUAUUCGGAGAUAUAUUACAAAUGAAUUUAGUGGACAGCCACCGUAAUAGCACGUGGAAAUCACGUGGUGGAUUGAAAUGGGCUUCAGAAAACUGUUUUGGUGCGAAAUACGUGAUGUUAGUGGAUGAUGAUUAUUAUGUGGCGACUGAUUUGGUGAUUCAGCUUCUGGAGUUUACUGGUAAACUAGACAACUUGUAUAUGGGCGUGGUUAACUGGCGACCUUCACCCUUCAGGUCAAAGAUACGGAAACUUUCAAAUCUUAAAAAGAAACCAUGA